AUAAGAAGAAAAUGAGCCGCGUGGAGUUGCCAGAAUCCACCACAACACAAUUAAUGGAGGGCAUGCAAAAUUAGUUACAAGAGUAAACUGCUAAUGAUAAAGUCUAGUUCUUUGUUGUUUACACAUUGUACAUUUUACCUGUAAGUCGGAAAUCAGACAAAAGCACCUGAAAAAAAAGAUGACAAAAUCUAUUGCAAGCAACAUACAACAUAGACAGGAACAUUGUUCGUCUCGACCCAAAUCUAUUCGUCUAAAAUAUUAGAAUGAGCAAUAAAUACAAAAGUGUGUACAUCUUAAAAGGUUUUUUUUUUUUUAUGUGCACCAUCUGCCACGUGGCUUUGUCGUUUCGAAAAAAGAGUUUUUUUUUGGUUUGAUGCAGGCAGUUGAAUGAAAGAGAGGAUGCAACAAUACUCAAAUUAGGGUUCAUUGUACUAAAAAAAAGAUAUCUUGGAGACGCGAUGGAAGUAGUAGAACUAGACUUCAAGUAUUCCGAUGUUGGAGUUUGGAAAGAGGCUCUAUCAUCGUACGAGUCCCGAAUCGAGUCACUGAACAAACCAGAACUCGUCUCUCUCGACAAAUUCUACCGCAACGGACUCCCUCGUCUUCUUCACGACCGAGACCCUAACCCUUACCUCACCACCUCCGAGCUUUCUCAACUCAUGAAAUGGAAGCUCUCUCGCGGCAAAUGGCGGCCGCGUCUGUUGGAUUUCGUGUCGUCUCUGGACGAUUCAGUGGUGAAAUCUGCUUCUGAGAAAGCUUUUAAAUCGCUCCCUGACAUCUCCAAGGCUGUGAAAGAGCUCACGGUGCUUAAGGGCGUUGGUCCGGCCACCGCCUCCGCUGUUCUUGCUGCUUACGCCCCUGACAUUGCACCAUUUAUGUCCGACGAGGCAAUGGAGGUGGCUCUUGGUAGCUCAAAGGAUUACUCUUUGAAGCAAUACUUGUUGUUUGUAACCAAGCUACAUGAUAAAUCAAAGGAAUUAAAGGUGAAGGGAGAGUGGGAUGGGCCUUCAGAUAUCGAACGAGCUCUAUGGAGUUGUACUGUGCGUGCAAAGUCACAACCAGAGAAGAGCUCUUCGGGGAAGAAAAGAAAACGGUAGGACACCAAAAAAAUGUAACUUUUGCAGAAUUUGUGUAGAUUUUUUUUAUCUCUUCAUUCAUAAUCAAGACAGAAUCAUGAAUUUAUCACUUCAGCUCUUCUGGAAGUCAUAUCCGUAAUUGUUGAACUGUAUCCAAUGUUUAUCAGAAUUCUGAGUGUUUUGAGGAAUCAUGUAACUUUCCCCUUUA
This is a messenger RNA of Camelina sativa (false flax), 1284 nucleotides long. RefSeq lists its product as uncharacterized. The record is from RefSeq and is a predicted model, not a curated record. NCBI's taxonomy places the organism in Eukaryota, Viridiplantae, Streptophyta, Magnoliopsida, Brassicales, Brassicaceae.